AGUCACUCCCCCCCCCCCCUCUCUCUUCUCUCUCUCUCAAAAAAAAUGCAGAAUGGAGAACUCACGCUUUGAAGGAAAUUUUUUUUUGAAACCCUCGAAUCUUAAUCACCACCAUUGACGAGCUGCAGGAAUUGUACUGGGAUCAGAGUCAUCAGACCCGUUUACAGGAGAUAUAUAUAGAGGCGAAAGGAGAGAAUGGAAAAGUCAUUAAUUACUGCAAUGGAAGAAGAAGAAGAAGACCGGUGCGAUCCCUUCCGUAAGCUAACCGAUGAUGUCCUCGGUCUCAUCCUCACAAAAUUAUCUGAUGACCCGAAAUGUCUCCCCCGUUGCUAUCUCGUUUCCAAACACUUCGCUCUCUUCCAAUCCCAAUCCCUUUCCCUCCAGCUCCCCUCCUCCCUCUUAAUCCCAUGCCACCUCCUCCCACCUCAGUAUCCAAAUCCCUUCGCCACAGGGCCACCGCUGCAGAAGUCGUCAAUGUUCGUCUCCUUCUUCGACGUCAGUAACCGCUUGCACUGGUUGACAAGACUUGUCUCCCGUUUCACCAGCCUUCGGUCUCUCCGCAUCCAGCUUUCGUGCGAGUGCCCCCAGCUCCCUUUCGCACCUGACCAUCGAUUCUCGUGGGAUUUCAAGGUCGGUCAUAGUCUGAAGACAUUCGCUAUCCUCUCAAAUUCAUCGAUCAAAAAAAUCGAUAAGGAAGGGAGCAAGUCAGAAGAACCAGGACGCAACAGCCUCUCGGAUGAACACUACUUAAAGUGGCAGACAACUUGCUCAAUGCAUUACGCAAAUUCGAUAUAUCCGUUGUUACUGCUUCUCGUUUCAGGACAUCCCAACAUUGAUAGCGUCGAGAUCAUGGAUUCUCAGAAACACGGGAAGGUAAGUCUCCAUGGAGAACAACUUACUAAGCUGAAAUCGAGAUCGAAGCCACUGCCUAAUAUUUUAGAACAGAAGGAGAACUCGGAUAAUUUGGUGCCUGGGUAUUUUUUUACCCUAUGGUAUGUGCCGGAGCUGCGAUUGCCACGGUCGGGGUUUGUGAUGAAGAGGGUGACAUUAGGCGUCGGUGCAAAUAACAUGUUUCCUGAGAACAUUGAUGAUGGGACUAAGGGAUCAGCAAAUGAUUUUGGAGAUGACGUUUUUGGGGAAGCUUUGAAUGAGAUUUUGACAAACCAUUAUGUUUCAGGUCGACUGCUUAACUUCAGAUUGAGUUCUCGAAAGCCAUGACAGGAAUUCUUGGCAGGAGGCAUUCUUGUGGGCUAGAUACUUUAUCAUAUACAAACUGAAGGCUUCACUCUAUGUUGGGGUUAUUUUGUGUAACACCCUUAGUGUUGGGUGUUGAGCAUAUUUAUCUUUGGAGUCACUUAUACAUAGUUGUAAACCCUAUUGAUAUUAUAAUGUGAGGGAAUGUGAGGGCGAGGGUGAGGCGAGCAUGGGGGGCCGAGUUGUGGCCUCCCGGAGAGGAACCGGCGUGUAGUUCCUGGAGAGUUUUUUCAUCUUUAUUGUAAAUUGUGAGUUUUUUCAUCUUUAUUGUAUAUUGUGUGAAUAUAUAAUAAAAUGAGUUUUUCUUUGAAA
Rhododendron vialii is the source of this 1566-nucleotide messenger RNA. Its product is annotated as F-box protein At1g30200-like. The transcript has 2 exons. NCBI's taxonomy places the organism in Eukaryota, Viridiplantae, Streptophyta, Magnoliopsida, Ericales, Ericaceae. The record is from RefSeq and is a predicted model, not a curated record. Bases 196 to 1218 code for a protein of 340 amino acids.